AAGUUUAUUUCUUUUUUUGUCUAAAUUAAGUGAUUUUUACAUCGCACUUCUUUUCUCUUUUGAUUGUGUUAGACUAAAUAAUAUUCAGAACAAACUAAGAUUUGCUUUUUCGAAAUUGCGGUUAGUAAUUUUAUGCGUUUGCAUUCAAAACUGUUCAAGGAAGCCGCUACCUUGACGACGUGCUAACGAAGAGCUUUUCUUUCCGAAUUACUUCUGGUGAAUGCGCUUUUUGUAUGCAUUCAUCUAAGCAAAGGAUUAAAAGGAAAUGUCUAAUUGAAACAUGAAUAUUAAUAGUGUUGGGCAUUGUUCUUUUUAUGCAUAAUUUGGUUGCGAAGCAAGGUCGAGGAAGUUAGUUGUCAUUAACAAAUUAAACGCGCCAUUUCGAAUCACAUCUUAAAAACGCUCCCCUCGAACGGGAAUAAAGUUGUGCGAACGAAUGCGCAGUGGACGUUUAUUUGCUCAACUCUGUGUGCGGAGAAAGAUCGAGGAAACAAGGAAUAAAUCAGAAAACCGUGAGUAAUUUUAUAUUAUUCAAUUAUUGAUGCUUCAACAGAACAGUUUAUUUCAAGAUCACAAGUUAUAGAACCGAGCUUGACACAAUCAGAUAUUACAUGUAAGCAUUAAUAUUUAUCGAAAACAUUCGAGAGCAGAUCAAUAAAACAUUCAAAUUUGUUCGAUACAAACCUUGCCUUAGACGUUCCAAAAACUGUAGUCAAUGUUGUCUGCUUAUUCUAAUACUGUGUUGUUAUACACGCUAACACACGCUAAAAUUAUGGACUAGAUUGUCAGAUAAUGCCAAUACACAUAUAUACACGCGUACGCAUGGUAUAAGCUUAACUUCAUCAAUAUUUUGUUGAAUGUUAUUUGCAAAGGAAAUGUAUGCUUGAGCACAAGGAGACAAGCUUAUAUUUAAUCAUAAUUUCAUUAUUUAAAAUGUAGUCUAAGUACAUUGUACCUGCAGUAUUGUUAUCACAAUAUAAUACUGUGUUAGUAUCUUUGCCCAUGAUAGUGUAGAAAUAUAUGUCAAAAUUUUUAGAUUAAGUUCUGUAUGGAUUUACAUUUGUUUACAUUUUGAAGAGUUAUUAUUUUACUCUUGAAAUCUUUGAAAUUUUGACUGUAUUCUUGAAACAUUUAAGUUUUCUUCCAGCUUUUUGGCUUCAAGCAAUUGCUUUUAUACAAAAGAUUGCACCAAUAUUUUUUUCUCGUGCAAAUCACAAAUUUAAUAGCAAUUUAAGAAGUCUAACUCUUCAAUCGAGAAUCGACUGAGGUUGUGAGUGCAGACGGAACGCAGUGAGGUCUGUACACCGAGGUGAAGAUUCUCCCAUAUAUGGCACAAACAGGAACAACUUAAUUCGUUUUAAUGCGACUAGUUUGUAGUAACUGACAUUUUGCUUGCGAACGGCGAUGAACUGAACUUAAUUCUGCCAAAGUUUGCUCGCCCUCUUUACAUUUUUUCUUAUCAGGCUUUUUGGCACUUCCAUAAAUAAAUAUUGGUAGAAGAAAAUACUCAAUAUUUUUGCACUUUAGUUUGCAACUUUUUCACUACAAAACAUCAUCGGUCUAGAUGCCGGUCUAGAUGGAAAAAUCUAGACCACUUUCAAUCUCGUUCAGCCAGUCAAACUUGUGAAUUCAGUAGUUCCCAGUCCUUGUGAGACGCAGCCAUAUAAUAAUAAUUUUUUUGCCAUGUUUAGUUAUCAAAUUAUAGGACCCUUAUCCAAAAUAGCAUGGAUGAAACUAGACAUUACUACAAUGAACCAGCUGACUGAGCCUUGCAGGACUGUUGAUGAGCUGUCUAUUGGAGAUCUGGAGAGUGACUAUGAUGAUGAUGACCGGCGUGAUUUGAUCAGUCACUAUGCAACUGACAAAUACCUCAGUAAAUGGGAACUGGAUGAAGAAGAUGACGAGGUGGAACAGCAAGAAAAGUUGGAUAAUGAACUGCCAAGUAGGGAAUCAGAGGAAAAACACCCUGGCAAGAGAAAAAUCAUUCGCCAUUUGGUGGCAACCCUUGACUGUGACGACAUGUCACUGGUGUCAUACAACAGCGUCAGGGACUGUAACCCAUCUGCCACACCGAAGACAGAGCCAUCACCACCAGACCAUUACCAACUAGGACUCCUGCCUCAGGCUACGGGUGAAGACUUAAAGAUUUGGCAAGGGUAUGGAGGCAACAUAUACUUUGAUGCUGUUCGAUGUAAGUCAAUGCGAAUCAACAGUUCCAAGUCAGGGAAGUCCAGAAAAGAGGGUGUUACCAAAAGAUGGAAAUCCAAGUCUUGUAAUCCUUUGAACAGGAGAGAUGAACGCCAAUCCCAUUUGUCGAGUGUAUCCAGCUCACCCAAGGAAAUAUCUGAGGCUUCAAUUCACAGUCUGGGCAGCCUGCGAAUGCGGUCUGCAUGCAAGGAUAAAAAAUGUAAGACAGCCACGUGCAGACAUAAUGAAUCGCCUAAACAACUUCCAGGAAAGAUCUGUAAGGGUUUCAGUGAGAAAAUGCUAAAAGAAACGUUUCAGCGUCUUCAGGAGAAUGGUGACUACAGAUUCACUAAAGAGCCUUUAGCAGUAUCCGGAGGGCAAGUGGUAGAUUCAUUCAUUGAUCCCAUCGACAAAGUGCGACAUUUUAACACUCAGUGCAAGGGAAGAGACUUCACUUUGAAUUUGCAAAAUGGCUUUCCUACGCUGCUGACAGCCGACAGUUCAUUCUUUUCGCAUGGUGACUACAGAACCUCAGCUGCUGUUACUGUCACUGGUAACACUGAUCCUUUUAUUAAGCUUCCUGUUCUUGGGAGAUCUGACGCGAAGCACAAGACAAGCAAGGCUGGCAAGGAAAUUUCAGGUGAAAAUAGCAAGCAAGAGCCUAGGCCAGUGUUUAUAAUUCCAUUUGGUGCAUUUGAUGAUCCUGUGGAUGGUGAAUCUGAUUCCAAAAGAAAGGCUGAGAAGAAAGAGAAACCAUCGACUAAAAGCCCUGAAGAUGGAAUCAAGACAACAACGAGCACCACGAAAGACGCUGAUAAACCACCAGAAGAACUCCAAAACAACUCUGGCGUAAAAGAUGAUGGUUUAGAAAACGUUUUGAAAGAAGAAGACAGUGAACGUUGCGUAACACAUCCAUCAGAUGAAAAGGGUCGUGAAAAGUCCCCAGGUAGUUGUUCCACAGUGCGACAAGGCCUUCCUGAUUUUCAUUUAAAGAGAGAAAUCAGUAACCUCUCUCUUAGUAAUUACCUGAGGGCAGUCCCCACACGAGGAGCAAAGGAACAACCCAGUCUGACCUCUCCCAGGUCAUCAGCUGUGGUGCCAAAGAUGAGCUAUACCAACAGAUCAAGGGCCCUACCAACAUUUUACAUGGUGAACAAUUCUGUACAUCAAGGACAUCAGUCGGGCUGCAACCCUCAAAGAUUGAGUGGGUCUCAUGUCUACGGUGGGUAUUUCCCGACGACUGGCUCAAAAGAAUCCAAAUUAUUUUACGCGGAAAUAAGCUCCAUUUCAGAGCAAAACACUUUGAAUGGUGAUGACACUUUUCGAGAAUUAUCAAGAACCUCAAGAAGCUCCAACCCUAAGAAAGCUUAUUCAAACAAACAGAUUCCCAAGCAGAGCUUUGUCAAGGCGAGUUACGUGUCAAGGAAGUCAUUUUCACGGCAGAGUGUCAUUCGAUCUCCAAGGGCCGGUAAUGAUGCACUAAGAAACUCUGACAAGAACCUUCUUCAUGUCCCAGUGACUGGUCAACAAUUUUCUACGUUAAAUGGAAUUCAUGAUAGAUGAUAAUUAUUAUUAUCAUUAUUAUUAUUAUUAUUAUUAUUAUUAUAGAAUGUUUUGAACAUCA
Messenger RNA from Orbicella faveolata, 3811 nucleotides. RefSeq lists its product as uncharacterized. The record is from RefSeq and is a predicted model, not a curated record. Lineage: Eukaryota; Metazoa; Cnidaria; Anthozoa; Scleractinia; Merulinidae.